AUGCUCCUGAAGCUGUGCAGAUACUAUUCUCAGGGGUCAGCACAAUUUCAAUGAUUCUGGCCUCUCGGAUGAGCAGGAGAUGCUUGGAUUUGCCGAAGUGGUAAGUUUCGGAUUCCUUCAUUCUCAUGGCUAGGUUGAAGUCGGGCACCUAAGGGGGUAAUACCUAUACAAAGUAUCUAACCUCAACCCGGCCAUGUGGGUAUAGGUAUGGGGAAUAGUAAGCGAUGUUAACAUUGUCAAUUAGUGGCCUGGUGCGAUGUCAGGAAGAAACGCCGCAGCCCAUCAGGUUACCGGUGACACGGUUGUGCUGAUCGUCGAUCAUCGCCAGGGCAAUCUCCGCCGGGUGCUUCAAAGGGCAUUCCGGUCCCUCUGGAGAAUAUCUCCAAGCGACUGGAACAAUGCUACUGAAGCACAGAGGGCAUCGAAGCUUCGGAAUUGUAAGCCUUGCUCCUUACUUUAGUACCUCCUUGUCACUAACGAAACAGGCUCCGACCAUGAACUCGACCCCCUCGGCUAGUACUGUAGCCUACUUCCUCCCAUCUUCGAUCCUCCUCCUCCACCGUUCUCCAUUAUUAUUCCUAUCGUCAUGCUACCAUUGCUUUCCCCUACCUACGGUCUCUUGGCUUCACCAGGCUCCUACUAGGCCCAGGUGCACCCGAGCAGAACGGUCCGGAUGCUCUGGCAUCUUACUGUUGAGAAGGCAGGAUUCGAACCGGUGAUACGAGUUAUCAAAAAUGUUUAUGUGAUAUUUUUAUUGUUCUUUUGUGUUGUGUCAGAUGUUGAGUUAUUACUCGACUAUGGUACUCGAGUACGGUGCAGCCAAAGACCUGAAAAACAUAACACAUUUUUCUCUACCUAGGUAUAUGUCCUAUGUUUACGGCCGAACCUGGUCCGGUAGAACAAAGUUGUGUGAGAGGAGGGGUACUGUCCCGUACAGUACCAGUACUCGAACACAUACAGUAGGUGGAUUCAAAUACCGGCACAGUACCAGACGAGUCCAAUACCCUUGGCGGGGGAUCGACGGGUGCUUUCAGAAGAGAAUUCAGAAUUGGAAUGCCGGUAGUGGUAUCAUACGGUAGAAUUUCUACGGUUCAGAAGGGAAUCCGGCACUGCACCAUUGAGGCACGACUGUGCUCGCCAAAAUCAAGUCUAUCCUCGACCCUUUCCUACGCACAAGCAACGGCUCCACCACACCCCGCUUCCAAGAAUUGCACUUACCUCUCAUAAACCCCUCAACACUACUAGUGACACUGGUUUGUAGAAUAUUUGAUCUACCAGCGGCAGAUAGCUAUCAAUCAACAUAAUUAUCCUGUCGGCAAGGCCGCCACGGGAGAGUGUUGCCACAGGUAACCAUGGCUCGGGGACAGAGUCUUGAUUUUGGCGAGUAGGUACAGUGCAGCAUGAGAGCAUAUCGUGAACCAAUGGAAAGGGAGCGGACGUGCUUGAUGGAUGGUUGUGGACUAUCGCAUUAUAAAUUCACACAGCCAUGGAACACCCACCCCGAUCACCGAUUCUCCAAAGGGUUGCCAUGCUGGAAUUUCCCAAAGAAUUUUUUUUUUUCUGGCUGUGAACUUUACCUCUUCCAAUCAGACUAUCAAUCCAAGUCCCUAUUAUACCUGCCGUGGCGUUGAGAGAAGAAAAGAUGAAAAAAAAGUGAGGAAACUGGAGAACUGGCAGACCGAUAACCUCUGAGAAAGCGAUCGUGUACUGUACAGUGCUCGUUGCGGAACCGGCACUUCCAAUGGCGGCUACGAGUAUGGUGGAGGGAAUUGUCUAUUUUUCAUCUGUUUGAGGCAAAUAGUAUCAUAACGUACCAUAUCUCGGUGAAGGCACUACCGGUAUCAGACGUGGGGGUUCCUCCACAGUUGUGCCAUCACGGCACCUUGUGUCCUACCUUGAUAAUUGUUGGAGUAACACUCGAAUAAUUCCUCCCCACCCUACCCCU
Messenger RNA from Tuber aestivum (summer truffle), 1945 nucleotides. NCBI's taxonomy places the organism in Eukaryota, Fungi, Ascomycota, Pezizomycetes, Pezizales, Tuberaceae. The record is from the annotation of a GenBank genome assembly.